This is a messenger RNA of Betta splendens (Siamese fighting fish), 2787 nucleotides long. RefSeq names its product nuclear receptor subfamily 1, group H, member 4 (gene nr1h4). Bases 1194 to 2501 code for a protein of 435 amino acids. The record is from RefSeq and is a predicted model, not a curated record. Gene Ontology annotation, biological process: negative regulation of transcription by RNA polymerase II; positive regulation of transcription by RNA polymerase II; cell differentiation. The transcript has 10 exons. Lineage: Eukaryota; Metazoa; Chordata; Actinopteri; Anabantiformes; Osphronemidae. Gene Ontology annotation, molecular function: nuclear receptor activity; zinc ion binding; RNA polymerase II cis-regulatory region sequence-specific DNA binding.
CAUUGUUUGACCCAGGGGUCUGAUCGGGGCGCCGCUGGCAGUUCUGGGCCCUAUGAGCUGUCAGGCACUACGGUUUAUUAACAGUACAGACCACCACCUUUUAAGUUGGCUGGUUGGUGCAGUUAGAUAGAAUGCGAGGCUGGUGACAUUGAGGUUUUGAGUUUGAAUGUAGCUGCAUAAUUAGUCAUUAUUUGCCUGGACAAUAACGUAUCACUAUUCAGUCAAAAUUAUUUUCAUUUCAUUUUCAUUUGUGAAAAACGUACGCUAUUGAAUUUAGAGCGUGAUGCCUUUCAGGUGAGGAGGAAAAGUGUUAAAAGAUUAAUUCUGUAAACUUGUCAGAGUGAGAGCUCCAUAAUUGGAUCUUGGAAAGUAGUUCGAGUGAGCGCUCUUACCGCCCUCGUCAAAUAGCACGUCUUGGACGUAUUUGCCGUCUUUAAGCUAGCUUCAGCAGUAAGAAGGAGACACGGUAGCGGCUCAUGGUCUACGACGUGUAAUAUAAUGCAAGAAACGAACGCAUUGCGUGGACAUUUUUUAUUGUUCGCUGGUUUUCUAGCAGCACAUAGCGCACGCGCUGCGAGGACAGUACACAAUGUCGGCUACGGAAGUAGCGCUAACACUAUACUACAUAGGAAGCUCCGUGAAUAAACAAACCUUUCUUUAAAAAAAUAUUUGUUAUUUUUCCCUUUUCGUUCCUAGCGACCGGAUCUAUGCUUUCUUGUGCUUUCUUUUAGGCCAGAACGUUGCUGCUCCGAUCUCAUUAAGGAGCUGUAGGAUACAGGUGGACAGAACCAUCCAGUAAAUGCAGGAGGGGUGUAAUUUGACCGGAGAUGCAGAAAUAAGCCGUAAUUUAGUCCUGUUUGUAAUUCAUCUUAGAUAAAUUCACGAUAUCUCAUAUGUUACUGACGAUGAUGUUAUUGUGAAUAAAGCUGGUCUCUGUGGGCCCCUCAAAGUUCGUGGGCCCCUACAAUCGUCCCACCCUAACGGCUCCCGUGGGUCUGGUGAUAAUUAUUAUAUACCUUGACGAAACAACAUGUCGAUUUGCGUUGUUUUUACCGGGUUCAGAAGCUCCAGCCUGUUUGGAGCUUACACGCCACUCUCAGCGACCCGAUAUUCUGGCAGACCAAGGCAGUCCUCUGCUGCAGGAUCCCGACCUCUUGCCCUUCAGCAGCUAUCCCAGCGUGCAGUACCCCCCCAUGGAGCCCAUCAUGUCCACGCCUUACUACCCCACCCAGAACUACUACCCGCAGUACAACGGGGACGAGUGGUACUCGCACACAGGGAUAUAUGAACUGAAGCGAGGACCUCUGGACGGCAGCUGCGACGGCGAGAUGGAGGAGUCGUCGUCGGACGUGGCGCCCGUCGCGUGUAAGAGGACCCGGCACGUGUCACAGCCCGGACGGGUCAAAGGGGAGGAACUGUGUGUGGUGUGUGGAGACAAGGCCUCCGGAUACCACUAUAACGCCCUCACCUGUGAGGGAUGCAAAGGUUUCUUUAGACGAAGCAUAACAAAGAACGCUGUGUACAAAUGCAAGAGCGGUGGGAACUGCGAGAUGGACAUGUACAUGCGCAGGAAGUGUCAGGAGUGUCGGCUCCGAAAGUGCAAAGAAAUGGGCAUGUUGGCUGAAUUAGCAUCAAGAGGGGCUGUCAAAGGCUGCCUCGGCCUGCUGACAGAGAUCCAGUGUAAAUCCAAAAGGCUACGGAAGAACACCAAGGCCUCGCCGGCGCAGUCGACCGGAGAUGAAACCGAGGGAGCAGACAACACAGACAGCAAACACGUCAGCUCGACCACCAGACUGCUGAAGGAGAAAGCUGAAAUCACCAAAGAGCAGCAGGCUUUCAUGAAAGUCAUAGUAGAUUCCUAUAACAGACAUCAAAUCCCUCAAGAUGUGACCAAAAAACUGCUACAAGAACAGUACAGUGCGGAGGAAAACUUCAUCCUGUUGACAGAAAUGGCAACAAGUCAAGUUCAAGUUCUGGUGGAGUUCACUAAAAAUAUCCCAGGCUUCCUGUCUCUGGAUCAUGAGGAUCAGAUCGCUCUGCUGAAGGGCUCGGCUGUGGAGGCCAUGUUUCUGCGCUCCGCUCAGGUUUUAAGCACCAAGAUGCCCAACGGACACACAGAGGUUCUGGAGGAGAGGAUACGCAACAGCGGCAUCUCGGAGGAAUUCAUGACCCCCAUGUUCAACUUUUACAAAAGCAUUGGCAAGCUCCACAUGGUGCAGGAGGAGCAGGCUCUGCUCACAGCUGUAACCAUCCUGACACCAGAUCGGCCCUUUGUGAAGGACCACCCGGCCGUGGAGAGGCUCCAGGAGCCCAUGCUGGAGGUGCUGAGGAAGCUGUGCGCCCUGCAUCAUCCGCGGGAGCCGCAGUACUUCGCUCGUCUCCUGGGCCGCCUGACGGAGCUGAGAACGCUCAACCAUUACCACACGGAGAUGCUCACGUCCUGGAGAAUGAACGACCAGAAAUUCACCCCCCUGCUCUGCGAGAUCUGGGACGUGCAGUGACGCAGGGGUGAACAUUAACACUUGUAAGACAGACACUGUCCUACUACAGCACAUAUUUGUAGUGGAACCAAAUGCGCACAACCUGUUUGUCCCUGUGCUGCCUGACCUUGAUGCCAUUAGUCAUGUGUUGACUCUGGGACUGUUUAAAGUGCUGUUUGUGUUAAUUCUGCUCAAGGAUUUCUUCCACGCGCAGACCAACAUCGCGUCUCUUUACUUUGUCAUUUAGCCUUAGGCUUCAGAGACUCUCAUAGUUUUUUCAACAAAGCUUCAUGUUCUGUCUACUGUG